Penaeus chinensis is the source of this 3465-nucleotide messenger RNA. RefSeq names its product beta-1,3-glucosyltransferase-like. Gene Ontology annotation, cellular component: membrane. NCBI's taxonomy places the organism in Eukaryota, Metazoa, Arthropoda, Malacostraca, Decapoda, Penaeidae. The record is from RefSeq and is a predicted model, not a curated record. The transcript has 13 exons. Bases 141 to 1637 code for a protein of 498 amino acids. Gene Ontology annotation, molecular function: acetylglucosaminyltransferase activity.
UUGCUAGUUUUUACUACAAUGUUUACAUUUGGAUGAAUAGUGAAUGGGAGGAGAGCUUGCAAGUUAGAUGACUGAAUGUGAUUUAUUUUAUGUUCUAUUGGCUUGUGUAUGAUAACUGAACGACAUGCUGAGGGAAGUGAAUGAGAGGUGGUGAUAGAAUCAGGUGCUCCACUUUGAGAAGAAUAGAAAUCACAAUGGAGCAACUUUUGAAAACUAAUCCAGUAUGGAUGACUACAGUUAUUACUUUCUUCUUGCUUUGGUGCCCAGUCUUCUCUGCUGUAGAAGAUGGAAUUGUAAUCGUGGUUGUGAAUCAGAAAACGUUUCAGCAUGCUGAAGAGGCAAGACUGUUGGCUGAGGACGUUGCUGAACAGCUCAGAAAAGUUAACCAGAAAGGUGCAGUCCAUGUAGCUACAGAUGACUGGGAGGAUGAAGCUGCCUGGACCUAUUACCCACUCUUAGAGAAAUUAAGCAGCAGACACGGCAGCAACAGUUCCUGGUGUGUGUUUCUUGAUGAGAAGUCCCUGCUCAAUCUCCAGAAACUUCUUUCGGUCCUUCAGAAAUACCCCAAAGACAAGGAGUUGUUCCUAGGACGUGCCGUGUGGGACCGCCAAGACACAAUCAUCCACCACUUUGACUCCGUGGACCCCAAGAAACCCUUCCUCUACCCAGACACAAGGGCUGGGAUGGCGCUGUCCACCCCACUCAUCAAGAGACUGACAAGGAGAUGGCUAGAUGCAACGACAAGACCCAAGAUUGAUUUUACCAUCGAUGCUCAGUAUGAAUUUGCUCGCUUUGUAGAAUCAGCAGGAAUAAAGCUCACCAAUGAACGUACUUUCUGCGUAGAAGAUGAAGCGGAAACCUGUGCUGUCACCUUCCAACCUCGUAAAACCUGCGUGCUGGAUCAAGAUGGGGAGCUGAAGACGGAGGAAAUCCACGUGGCAGUGAAGACAUGCUCACACUUCCACGAUGAGCGACUUUCUGUCAUCAAAGACACUUGGCUUCCUGAUGCUCCCAACCAUGGCCUUUAUAGUGACAGAGAAGAUCCAGACUGGGGCACAGUUUCUCUUGGAAUCCCCAACACAGAAAGGGGGCACUGUGGGAAAACUCUUGCCAUCAUACGCCAUGUGGAGGAUCUUGAUAUAUCUAUGAAGUGGCUUGCAAUUGUUGAUGAUGACACCCUUAUCAGCAUUCCUCAUCUGAAGUCACUUCUGGCCUGUUAUGAUUCUGAUGAAAUGGUUGCCAUUGGAGAGCGGUAUGGCUACAUGGCAGUCAAGAGACAUGGUUACGACUACAUCACUGGAGGGGGCGGGAUGAUCUUCAGUCGUGCACUGGUGGAAGAACUUGCAGACCCUGAUGUGUGCAGCUGUCCAACCAUAGACACCCCAGACGAUAUGUUCCUUGGGGUAUGUCUGGCACGUCUCUCAGUGCCAGUAACUCAUGCAGAGGGAUUCCACCAGAGCCGCCCCAUGGAUUACCCCCCAGAGCUGCUUCAGCCCGAACCUCUCAUCUCAUUCCACAAACACUGGAUGAUUGACCCUCGUGAAAUCUAUGCCAAGUGGCUUGAUAACAGCCCUAAUGUUAUGGAGAGGCAGCAGCAGAAGGAGCCAUCGACCUCAAAAGGCCACAGUGAAUUGUAGAGUCUAAAUCAGUGUUUAGGAGAGGUGCUUGUGCAAGAGUAGCUGCUUUGAGAAUGUUGGAGGAAGGACAUCCAUGGCCAUUGAUAAUAUUUUAUUUUCUGUAUUUAUGUCAGGUUUUUGUGGGUGUUAGAGUCAUUAAGACAAUCAUGCUUUAGGAUGAACUUUUAUCUUUUAUAUGUAUUCAUUUCUGAAGCUCUAGAUAUUGCUGUUAUGAUUAUUAUUAUCAUUAUUAUUUUGUCUUUAUUUUCAUGUGUAUUGUCAGGAUCUUUGUGGAUAAUCACAUCCCUAUGAAUGUUUUUAGAUCUUUGAUAUCAGAUAUCAGAUCCUACAUUAAAUGAGAGAGAAAUGGAGAAGGUUGUACAAUGCCACGAUAACUGUGCCUUUCUGUGUGCAUGGACCACUGUGAUAUAAUCUUUUACUCUUGUAGUUAAAGACAGACCAAUGAAUGCAACCACUGCCCAUUUUACUUGAAGUAAAGAUCACUUCUUAGGGUUGCCAAUGAAAGCAACCACUGCCCAUUUUACUUGAAGUAAAGACCACUUCUUAGGGUUGCCAAUGAAAGCAACCACUGCCCAUUUUACUUGAAGUAAAGAUCACUUCUUAGGGUUGGCCUCCUAUGGGAUAUUUUUUUCACAGUGUUCUCUAAGAAAUACGACAUAUCAUGGAAGAUUAUAUGCUUGAAAACAUAUGAUUGAUGAUUUUUAAAAAUCAGUGCAUAUAGUUUUUCCAGUACAGUUUUUUAAGGAAUUAAAUGCUGCAUAUAUAUAGUUAUGAAACUAGUGAACAGUAUUUAAGAGAAAUGAAUAAGAGCUGUAAAACAAUUCUUGCUCUUCUUAUCAUAAAAAGCAUUAAUCAUAACAAAUGUUCCAAGUGUGACAUUAGAAAUGCUAACUAAAUUAGGAAAGAGUAUCAUCCCAUUAAAAAAGAUCUAAUUUACAAUAGAAGUUAAGGAGGGUCACAAGAAAUUGAGUUGAGAAGAAAUAUUAUCAUAUUCUAGUUAACUAGAAGUGAUUUAGGAUUAUGAAAAUAGAGAAUGCAAAAACAAUGAAUAUUGAUUCAAGUGUUUUUUUUCAGUAUUAAAAGAUAGUCACUUAUACAAAUAGACACUGUUUAGGAUAUUAUAAGCUGCAAAUGUAUUUGAAUAUGCAAUGCACUGACUGAAAUGUAAAAUACACAUAUCAUUUUCAUAGAUGUGUUUAAAGAAUAAAGUGAAAGAAUUUGUACUACAACAGUGUGAUGCUACAAAUAGAACUAGUACAAAAAGGCAUUUAGUAUUUGUCUUGCAUUUGCUUUUGUUGUGUGUUGGGUUCUGUUUUGUGUGAUUUUUGAUGUUGCAUUUUGCAGAAUCAGUAUUGUGUAUUGUAUUUGGUUAUGUGACAUUUUUCUAUACUGUUGGAGGGUGAUAAAAUAAAGGAAAAUACAUAUGGAUAAGCUUAAUUACCAGUUAUUAUCAGAAUCUCUUUGUAAUAUAGAUUUCUUUACUCACUAAUAUUAAUUUGCAUUUUUUUCUGUAUAUAUAUUUUUCUUUUCUUCUUGUAAUAUAAUAUCAAAUAAUCACACUGUAGAUAUGUGCUCAUGGUGCAAUUUAGAUACCUCGAACUCUAAUAUUUUUUUACAGUAACAGUUUAUUUGUACGACAUUGAGCAGUAUGACAAACAGAAUGCUCAAGCUGUAUACCCUUUGGAUGAUUCUUGAAUUACUGUAUCAUAUUUUUGUUGAUUAGUGUAGGUAAAGGUAUUAUAUUAUGUCAGUUCUUAUAUUCCAUUUUUAUUUGAAACUGUCUUGAUGCAGCAUAUCAUCGGAGUUGAAUAAAUAUGAAUUGAUUUUG